This is a messenger RNA of Scylla paramamosain (green mud crab), 2590 nucleotides long. RefSeq names its product succinate dehydrogenase [ubiquinone] flavoprotein subunit, mitochondrial-like (gene SdhA). Lineage: Eukaryota; Metazoa; Arthropoda; Malacostraca; Decapoda; Portunidae. The transcript is spliced from 14 exons. Gene Ontology annotation, biological process: mitochondrial electron transport, succinate to ubiquinone; tricarboxylic acid cycle. Bases 98 to 2101 code for a protein of 667 amino acids. Gene Ontology annotation, molecular function: succinate dehydrogenase (quinone) activity; electron transfer activity; flavin adenine dinucleotide binding. The record is from RefSeq and is a predicted model, not a curated record.
AUAUACCUAAAGGAAGUUACAUAAAGCAAACAGCAACCGGCGGACCUCAGUGUUACGCGGUCUGGGGGAGAGAUACACGCUGCUGCUCGCCUCCACCAUGGCCUUGCCUCUCAAAGCUUCGGGCAAACUGGCUGCUAGGGGCCUGCAGUCCUCCCUGGUGGCUGCACUGAGUCGGCCAGCAGCCCAGACCUCCAUACGGGGCCUGCACUUCACCAUGGAUGGCAGGAGGAGCAGUGCCAAGGCAUCCACUGACCAGCUGAGUCGCGAUUACCCGGUAGUGGACCACACUUACGAUGCUGUGGUGGUGGGGGCAGGCGGUGCUGGUCUGCGGGCGGCCUUCGGGCUGGUGCAGGAGGGCUUCAGGACGGCCGUCAUCAGCAAGCUCUUCCCCACUCGCUCUCACACUGUCGCAGCACAGGGAGGCAUCAACGCAGCGCUGGGCAACAUGGAGCCGGACAACUGGGUGUGGCACAUGUAUGACACAGUGAAGGGGUCAGACUGGCUGGGUGACCAAGAUGCCAUCCACUACAUGACCAGAGAGGCUCCCAAGGCUGUCAUUGAGCUGGAGAACUAUGGCAUGCCCUUUAGCCGCACUCCUGACGGCAAGAUCUACCAGCGAGCCUUUGGAGGACAGAGCUACAACUUCGGCAAGGGGGGUCAGGCACACAGAUGCUGCUGUGUGGCUGAUCGCACUGGCCACUCCCUCCUGCACACCCUGUAUGGCCAAUCCCUCAAGUACGACUGCAACUACUUCAUUGAGUACUUUGCCCUCGACCUGCUGAUGGAGGAUGGGGAGUGCCGCGGCGUUGUAGCCCUGUGCCUCGAGGACGGCUCCAUCCACAGGUUCAGGUCAAAGAACACAGUACUGGCCACAGGGGGUUAUGGGAGGGCCUACUUCUCCUGCACCUCCGCCCACACCUCUACUGGGGAUGGGACAGCCAUGGUAGCACGCGCCGGGUUGCCCUGCCAGGAUAUGGAGUUUGUGCAGUUUCAUCCUACAGGUAUCUAUGGUGCGGGUUGUCUCAUGACGGAGGGCUGCAGGGGUGAGGGAGGAUAUCUGGUCAACUCUGAGGGCGAGCGUUUUAUGGAGAGGUAUGCGCCUGUGGCCAAGGAUCUUGCCUCCAGGGAUGUUGUCUCUCGCUCCAUGACUAUCGAGAUCAGGGAGGGCCGUGGGUGUGGGCCAGAGAAGGACCACGUGUACCUACAGUUGCACCACCUGCCACCUGAGCAGCUGGCCCAGAGGCUGCCUGGCAUCUCGGAGACAGCCAUGAUCUUUGCCGGUGUGGACGUGACCCGCGAGCCAAUCCCUGUCCUGCCCACUGUGCACUACAACAUGGGUGGCAUCCCCACCAACUUCAAGGGCCAGGUCAUCACAUACGAUGGCAAGGAGGACAAGGUGGUGCCGGGCCUGUACGCAGCAGGGGAGUCUGGCUGUGCCUCGGUCCAUGGUGCCAACCGGCUGGGUGCCAACUCCCUCCUGGAUCUGGUGGUGUUUGGCCGGGCUUGUGCUCAUGCCAUCGCUGCAGAGAACAAGCCAGGAGACACCAUUGGGGAGUUGUCAGGCGACGCAGGCGAGGCAUCUGUGGCCAACAUUGACAAGCUGAGGUUUGCUAGCGGUAAUGUGUCUACAGCUGAGAUUCGCCUCAACAUGCAGAAGACAAUGCAGAACCACGCUGCAGUGUUCAGGACUGGCGACGUGCUGAAGGAAGGCUGUGACAAGAUGGCUUCACUGUGGGGCAAGAUGGAUGAUAUUAAGCUGGUGGAUCGUGGCAUGGUAUGGAACACAGACUUGGUGGAGACCCUGGAGCUGCAGAACCUGAUGAACAACGCCCUGCAGACCAUCGUGUCAGCCGAGGCACGGAAGGAGUCAAGAGGUGCACAUGCCAGGGAGGACUUCAAGGACCGGCAUGAUGAGUUUGACUAUUCCAAGCCUCUAGAGAACCAGGAACCCCAGCCCAUGGAGGAACACUGGCGCAAACACACCCUGUCCUCUGUCGACCUCAAGAGUGGAGAUGUGAAGCUGUGGUACCGGCCCGUCAUUGACCACACCCUGGAUGACGUAGAGUGUGCCACCGUGCCGCCCGCCAUCAGGUCUUACUAGGAGGCUGGCACCGAUGCACAUCUGUCCGUCGCACACACAGUCAUUACGCAGUCUCAUCUUGCCAGCGAUUCACUGACUGGCAUGGAGGAGGAUCAAGAAUUAGGUGUUAAUGAGAAGAAUUGGACAUUAAUAAGAGUGGAAAUCAGGGAAUUAAGAGAAUAAUCCAGUGAAGGGAGGAUUAGUCAAGUGUUUCCUUUACCACUCUGCCCUCCUGGUGUGUCCUGGGAGGGAGUGUGUUGUGGCUUUGUGUGGUGGGGAGUGUUGGAGCAAGGCACACACACUAUGCUCAUUGUUAGGAGAGAACACUGCAGGAAUUAUUUAAAACUUGGCAGCACACUCACUCACUCAAGUUUAGUAGUAGUCGUGUAUAUUGAUGUAAUUGUUCUAGAAUUGGUUGUAGUUGUGUAUUUAAUAGUAGUAGUAGAGGUGUUGCAGUUGCUACUUGUGUAUUGGCUGUAGUACCAAGUAAAUAAAGCAGAUUAAUGCAAA